AUGGCGGGACCAAGUCUUUUCCUGCAGCUUUCCAGGCGCGUGGAUGGGUUUCCUGCAGCUUUGCAGGCGCGUCGGCUGACAGUUGCGCAGAAACCAGCACGCGCUACAGUGCACUUGCAGCAUACAGUUAAGCUUUUCUUUCCUUCUAAUUUAAAGAUGGGAGACAUCCUUUAUUUAGGCAACAAACAUAGAUCUCGUCAUAUUUCAGAAACUAUUAAUAACGAAGACCAACAUUACCUUCGAGUUCGAUGUCAUCGCAAGAUUUCCCCGGCGCCCCCAACCAUUGAAGAUAGCUUAAGAUGGCUAGAACAUGGUAAUAAAUUCGUGGAAAAUCCUCGGCAUAAUCUCGUAUGUACGCGUUUAAAAAUCGACACCAUGACAUAUGAUCAGUUCUCCUGGAGGCCUUAUGUCAACUUCAAUUACAGCAACGAAGAAGAAAGCCAGAUAUGGUCUGCAAACACAUAUCUCAUCUGUUUUCAGAUUGUCGAGAGACAUCAGACAGACAGAGUAAGGCUUCAAUUUGGCUUACCGCAACACCCACCUUCCUUACCAGAAAAUUUGAAAGAUUUCCACAAAAUUAAUUUGUCAAAAGAUAGAAUUAAAGGCUCGUGGGGAGAUAAGCAUCAUCGUCAAGUCCAAAACUGGAACCAACGUCAUCAAUUAGCACUUCACGGCGUUCGGUAUAACCAUGAGGUUUAUCCAAAUCGUCAAUAUUUUGCAUGGUAUUGGGAAUUUUUCGGAGAUUAUCUGUGGCUUUCUAGAGAAGUAUUAUUGUCAAACCCAAGGCAAGCAUGUGCAUCAAUUUUACCAGGAUUGCCGCGUGACUAUCCUGCAGUCCCACAAACUUAUACGGUGCCAGAUGAAAAUAUGUGGUCAAAUACACCUCCACCCUAUAACCAAUUCAUGACACCUCCACCCACUAACUUUGACCAAACCUUUAACCCAUCCACCAACUACAACUACAACCAAACUUACCAAUCACCGCCACAACCCACAAACCAAAUCUUACAUAACACCCCAAUCCCAUAUCCAAGCUAUUCUCAACAAAGUCAUCAUGGAGAAAGCUCUCGAACAUCAAACUAUUCAUUUGAUGACUACAAUCCAACUCAAUACACCACACAAACCAGUUAUCCAGACCAAUCACAAUACUCCUCGUUCAACCUACCAACCCCUCCACACUUUGUCAACUAUCCCCAAACAAGCUAUGCACCUCAAUGGCCAAAUUCACAAACAAAUACCAUAGAAAAUCUGGCAGCACGGUUUAAUGACGAUGACUUCGUUAAUGAAAUCUGGACCAACUCAGCUUCACAAGUGCAAAAUGAAGUCGCUAUGGAAACUAACGAUGAUGCUGAAAUUCUUGACGAGGAUGUGGAAGAGGAAGAUGAAGAGGAAGAGGAAGAGGAAGAGGAAGAGCAACACCAACGACCCGUACGGAAUAAAAAAGAUAAAUUAUGUGCUACGGGUGGUCAUAGUUUACAUUGGCGUAAUUGGUUUCCACGGAGAAAGUAG
This is a messenger RNA of Medicago truncatula (barrel medic), 1509 nucleotides long. RefSeq lists its product as uncharacterized. Gene Ontology annotation, biological process: meristem maintenance; meristem development. Lineage: Eukaryota; Viridiplantae; Streptophyta; Magnoliopsida; Fabales; Fabaceae. The transcript has 5 exons. The record is from RefSeq and is a predicted model, not a curated record. The coding region runs from base 1 to 1509 and encodes 502 amino acids.